Molecule: messenger RNA, 1893 nt
Organism: Haemonchus placei
Lineage: Eukaryota; Metazoa; Nematoda; Chromadorea; Rhabditida; Trichostrongylidae
Source: the annotation of a GenBank genome assembly
AUGGUACGAGUCAGAGACACAGUAAAUUGGAUAGCAACUCCCAAGGGUUUCAAGAAAUUCUUUGAUUCUGACGAUGCAAAGACUCCGGAGAAGGAGAAGACGGAUGGAGCAGCAAAACCUUCAGGAACGAUAUUAAUAAAUUAUCUUUUCAGCCCUGGUAGUUGGCAGCAAGUGGCAGUUAGUAUUGGUGUUAUUGUAGCUAUUUAUUUAUUCAUAGAAUAUCAGUCGUACAGAGAGAUAUCAUGGAAAGAAUUCUUUCAUGAAUUCCUUGAACCCGGAAUUGUGGAUCGCUUAGAAGUUGUAGAUAAGAGAUGGGUCCGUAUAGUUUCAUCAGCGAAGACGGGUCAAACAUGUUAUUUCAAUAUCGGAAGCGUAGAUAGUUUCGAACGAAGUUUGGCAGCUGCCCAAAUGCAUUUGGGAUAUGAUGCCGAUCGGCAAAUACCCGUUCUUUACAAAUCCGAAUUUGAUUUCAAAAGAGAAAUUCCAAAUAUUAUAAGCAUAGCCUUUCCACUACUAUUUGGUUACUAUAUCUAUCGCAUGUUGAAAGGAGGUGGAGCGGCUGGAGGUGCUGGCCGAGCAGGCGGCGGUGGAGGAUUAGGAGGCAUGUUCGGUGGCUUCGGCCAAAGUACUGCGCGAAUUAUUAACAAAGAGGACAUCAAGGUGGCAUUUAAAGACGUUGCUGGCUGUGAAGAAGCAAAGAUAGAGAUCAUGGAGUUCGUGAAUUUCCUUAAAAAUCCGCAGCAAUACAAAGAUCUCGGUGCCAAAAUUCCGAAGGGUGCAAUUUUAACCGGACCGCCUGGUACUGGUAAAACAUUGCUUGCGAAAGCUACUGCAGGGGAGGCUAAUGUGCCUUUCAUCACUGUUUCGGGCUCAGAAUUUCUCGAGAUGUUCGUCGGUGUUGGCCCUGCACGAGUACGUGACAUGUUUGCAAUGGCCAGGAAGAACAGCCCAUGUAUUCUUUUCAUCGAUGAAAUUGAUGCCGUUGGUCGAAAGAGAGGCGGAAAGGGUGGAAUGGGAGGGCAUUCUGAGCAAGAGAAUACUUUGAAUCAACUCCUUGUUGAGAUGGAUGGUUUUUCUACGGAGGAGUCUUCCGUGAUUGUCAUAGCUGCCACCAACCGAGUCGACAUUCUCGACUCCGCUUUGUUGCGUCCUGGUCGCUUUGAUAGGCAAAUUUAUGUUCCUGUACCUGACAUAAAGGGACGAGCCUCUAUAUUCCGAGUUCAUCUUCAACCCCUCAAAACAUCACUGGAUAAAGUCCAGCUGUCACGUAAACUUGCUGCUCAUACUCCGGGUUUUUCUGGUGCCGAUAUAUCUAAUGUUUGUAACGAAGCGGCCUUAAUUGCUGCCAGAGACGCCUCAGAAGAGAUUAGUCAGAAGAAUUUCGAGCAAGCAAUUGAGAGGGUCGUUGCUGGUAUGGAAAAGAAGAGUCAGGUGUUACAACCGGAAGAGAAACGAACUGUCGCCUAUCACGAAGCAGGUCAUGCUAUUGCGGGAUGGUUCCUUGAACAUGCCGAUCCUUUACUUAAAGUUUCCAUAAUACCGCGUGGUAAAGGACUUGGAUAUGCUCAGUACCUUCCUAAAGAGCAGUAUUUAUACUCAAAAGAGCAACUUCUUGACAGGAUGUGUAUGACACUUGGAGGUCGUGUAUCUGAGGAAAUCUUUUUUGGACGUAUUACUACAGGAGCACAAGAUGAUUUGCAAAAGGUUACGCAGAUGGCAUACGCUCAGGUAGUAGCUUUUCAAUGCUCGUCUCGUAUUUUUUUUUAUUCUUUAAUUUUGUCUGUCAGCUUUUCAACCAUUCAACAUUUACUCAGUAUAAUUUUUCCACGUCAAGAUCAAACGGCCUUUCGUUGCUUUCUCCCCCGCGUUCUUCAAUGGGGUGGUUUCGCAUAG